Molecule: messenger RNA, 2634 nt
Organism: Salvelinus namaycush (lake trout)
Lineage: Eukaryota; Metazoa; Chordata; Actinopteri; Salmoniformes; Salmonidae
Gene: atg7
Product: ATG7 autophagy related 7 homolog (S. cerevisiae)
Exons: 18
Coding region: 625-2634 (669 amino acids)
Biological process (GO): protein modification by small protein conjugation; autophagy of mitochondrion; autophagosome assembly
Cellular component (GO): phagophore assembly site; cytoplasm
Molecular function (GO): Atg8 activating enzyme activity; Atg12 activating enzyme activity
Source: RefSeq, a predicted model, not a curated record
GUUUGAAGGACUAUCCGUCAACUUACUUCCUGGGGCUUUUUUUGUUCAUUAAUUAGUUAAUUAGCUGGGUUGUUAGCUUGGCAUCAUUGCUAACUAUCAACAAAAAAAACAUUUAUAGUUUUAUUGGCUCAUCCGGGCAGAAAAUUAGUAACGUCGAGAUGAGGAGUGGAGCGUACAAGUUUCUGUCCGUUUUUUCUUGUCUCAUUGUUUGCGGUUUCAUGUUCAUGUUUUGGUUUUUCGUUUUUUACUCUAUGGUACUUGCGCCAUAACUUACAACUGGAAUUUAUUUUACAGUUAGCUAGCUAUUUAGCACAGACAGCAAGCUAAGUUCGCUAACGUUAGAUUUACCAAGUUGGCAUCGGCGAUUUUGUCCCCCCCCCCCUCACAAAGCAACCCAAACUGACAAGUUGUAGCCAGUAAAAGAUUGAGUCCUAAUUUACUUAGCUACAUACCAAUCAACAGAAAGAGACAAAUGUAGCAACUGUUAGCAAACGGCUAACUAGCAACAACAUUGUUCACAUACCCACAGUGCAUUGCGGCAACGACAGGUCACAUGAUCUGAAUAAGGAAGCGAGGUGUAUUUGGAUUGUAUCUGAGCAUCAAGGAACAGGAGCGGUGAUAGAGAUGGCUUCUGUGCCCGUAGACAAAGACCAUGCAGAUCAAAAGCUGCAGUUUGCUCCCUUCUCCAGUGCCUUAGAGGCAGGCUUCUGGCACCAGCUCACUCAGAAGAAACUCAACGACUACCGACUGGAUGACAGUCCCAAGAAUAUCAAAGGCUACUACUACAAUGGCGAUCCGGUCGGCCUCCCUACUCGCCUGACUUUGGAGUUUAGUGCAUUUGAGGCGGAUGGCCCCAGCCCAGCCCGCUGCUGUCCCGUCACAGGGACCCUGUACAACACCAACACACUGGAGGCCUUCAAGACCUCAGACAAAAAAGCACUGCUGGAAAAACAGGCCACGGAGAUUUGGGAUUCCAUACAGUCCGGUGAUGCUCUCAAGGACCCAUCCCUCCUCUGCAAAUUCCUUUUGCUGACUUAUGCAGACCUGAAGAAGUACCACUUCUACUACUGGUUCUGUUUCCCAGCUCUCUGUUUCUCUGAGGGAAUUAAGAUCCUCAAGGAGCCGGCUACAUUAGAACAAGUCUUCUCUUCUAAACAGACCUCAGCCUUACAGGCAGCCUAUGACAGUCUGUGCAGUGAAACAGGGACCUCAGCUGUUCCUUACUUCCUGAUCAAGUACACAGAGGAUGCUGUCCAGGUGGCCCAGCUACGAGACUGGGACAGCUUCAACACUGAUCUCAACAAGGUAACCGUGGGUGUGUAUGACCCCUGCACUUUGCCCCAGCAUCCAGGAUGGCCUCUGAGGAAUCUGCUGUUUCUCCUAGCCAGCAAAUGGGGCUCCCAGCUAGAUGUGGUGGAGGUGAUGUGUUUCAGAGACAGGACUCUUCAGGGUAGUAGGAACGUUCAGCACAGCAUCGUGUUCCAGGUCAAACUACCGAUCCCUGAGCUGUCUGUCAAUGCAGCGUGUCCAAAGAAUGUAGGAUGGGAGAAGAACCCUAAAGGGGCCAUGGGACCCCGGAUGGUCAACCUCAGUGAAUGUAUGGACCCAAAGAGACUGGCAGAGUCAUCAGUGGAUCUCAACCUGAAGUUGAUGCGUUGGAGGCUGGUGCCUUCUCUGGAUCUGGACAAAGUGACUUCUACUAAGUGUCUGCUGCUGGGGGCUGGUACACUGGGCUGCAACGUAGCCAGGACUCUAAUGGGCUGGGGAGUGAGACACAUCACGUUUGUGGACAACGCUAAGAUCUCUUACUCCAACCCAGUGAGACAGCCGCUGUAUGAGUUUGAAGACUGUCUGGGAGGAGGCAAGGCCAAGGCCCUCGCUGCCGUCGACAGACUGGGCAAGAUCUUCCCUGGAGUGAAUGCAGAGGGCCACGUGAUGAGCAUCCCGAUGCCAGGCCACCCGGUCAACUUCUCCGAGGCGACCAUGUCCCAGGCCAGGCAGGACGUGGAACACCUGGAGAAGCUGAUCUCGCAGCAUGACGUCGUCUUCCUGUUGAUGGACACCAGGGAGAGUCGCUGGCUGCCGACUGUGAUAGCUGCCAGCAAUAGGAAGUUGGUAGUGAAUUCUGCCCUGGGCUUUGACACCUUCGUGGUGAUGAGACACGGUCUGAAGAAACCUAAACCCUGUGGACCAGGAGACUCCUCCGACCCUUCCUCUUCCUCCUCCGCCUCAUCCUCUUCCUCCACGCCGGCCGAGCCCGCCCAGCUCCCAGCAGCCUCUCUGUUCUCCAACAUCCCCGGACACCGCCUCGGAUGCUACUUCUGUAACGACGUUGUCGCCCCCGGAGACUCCACCAGAGACCGGACCCUGGACCAGCAGUGUACAGUGAGUCGUCCAGGCCUGGCCAUGAUAGCAGGAGCCCUGGCUGUAGAACUCAUGGUGUCCAUACUACAGCAUACUGAAGGAGGUUAUGCGGUGGCCAGCAGUAGUGAUGACAGGAUGAAUGAACCUCCAACAUCCCUGGGUCUCGUCCCUCAUCAGAUCAGAGGGUUUCUGUCCAGAUUUGACAACGUUCUACCGGCGAGUCUGGCGUUCGACAAAUGCACUGCCUGCUCACAAAUCUGUUUCUUCUAA